Messenger RNA from Symbiodinium natans, 2346 nucleotides. The record is from the annotation of a GenBank genome assembly. Lineage: Eukaryota; Dinophyceae; Suessiales; Symbiodiniaceae.
AUGAGCCUCACCGCUGUCAGUGACCAUCAGUAUGCGGUUGUCAUCCAGAAGAACACGUCUCAAGACACCGCAAGCUUUGGCUUUGCUCUUCUCACAAGCUCGUUGAUCGGCAUCAGCAGCUGCGUAGCCUUCUUCUUCUUGCGGCAGCGGUUUCCGAUGGUCUACGAGGGCACUGGCUCGUGCUUGUCCCAGCACAAGUCCAAGGACCGGCCAGAGCUGCCCCAUUCUUCUGCCAGCUUCUUCGGAUGGCUCCGUGCAAGCGCGUCCUUCAGGCUUGAUGAUGCCAUGGAUCAUGUUGGCAUGGACCAGAUCAUGAUGCUGGAGUUCACCCAUCUCAGCAUGAAGGUGAUGUUCGGGAUUGGCAUUCCGGCUUUGGCGGUUCUCGCACCCCUACACGCUCGAUCAACUGGCGGAGCUGAUGACGACCUGAGUAGAAUCAGCUUGAGCAACCUCGAUGCAGAAUCCUGGAUUCUUUGGGUCCAUGCCGCGUUUGUGUGGUACGUGGUCCUGCUGGUGCUUUACCUGGUGUGGCACGUGCAGCAUCGAAAAUUCCGACCGAGACGGAGCCGUUGGCUCGCGAGCAUGCCAGAGGCAAGAGCCACCACCGUGCUCGUCGAAGGAAUCCCGGAGUACAGCCGCACGGAGGCAGCCAUGGCCAAGUUCUUUGACGACAUCUUCGGGAAGCCUGUGGUCAAGGAUGUCGUUUUCGUGCGAGACACAUCGUCGCUGAUUCCGCUCAUCGAGGUGCGGGACGAGCUCUCAGAAGAGCUGGCCCAGGCUGGCCUACAAUGUACUGCCCAACAUGACCGACCCAGCGAACGGUCGCCGAAUUCGCGGCUGCAAGCCCUUGAGAGGCGAUUCUCGCGGGCGGCGGCAGCAGCAGAGGAGAUGGCCAACGCAGUGUACAGUUCUUGCGACUUCGCGCACGACGCGGCAUUUGUGACUUUCCGCGAUCGUCGCCACGCUGAGUUUGCCAGAGGUCUGCGAUACAGCGAAAGUCGUGGUCACUUCGCGGUGUCCAUGGCUCCAGAGCCAUCUGACGUGAAUUUUUCCUCCUUCACACGCUCGUCGGCCAGUGUCGAAAAAGGCAGUGCGCUCGUUGGGCGCUUGCUGGUUGCUUGCGUGUUUUUCUUCUUCCUGCCAGUUGUGGUGGGCAUUUCGUCCUUGCUGAGCGUCGACUCGCUGGCGCACCUGGUGCCGCGACUCGAGGUCUGGGCGAGGGAGUACCACUACAUCACUGCGGCCUGGGAGGCCUUGUUGGGCACAAGCCUGCUUUCCAUGCUUAUGGAUCUUGUGCCUUGGACGUUGUCGCAGGUGUUUUCACGAUUCUACCGCCUACGGUGUGGCACGAAAGGCCAACACAAGAUCCAGCGGUGGUACUUCACUUUUCUGGUUGUUUUCGUGCUGCUGGUUACAGCCGUUGGCACCUCGCUAUUUGAAGCAGCGGCGCGCCUUGCGCGCGAACCACUCCAGGUCUGGUACCUUCUUGCCGACCAGCUACCCGACGCGACGAACUUCUACCUGCGCUACGCGGUUCUGCUCUGGAGCACUCCCUUCUUCGAUCUUGUGCGGUGCUUUCCACUGCUCUACUUCUGGAAGGGCCUCCAAGCGGGCGAGUUGCCAGAGGUUGCCAAGCAGCUGUCCGAGCCAGAGGACCAGACCUUCCAUGGCAGUGGCGCACGGAGCGCCCGCUGGGCUCUGCACAUGGUGCUGGGUCUGACCUUGUGCAGCUUGCAGCCGUUCAUCCCUCUGAUUCUGGCGUUCGGCUUCGCCUUCCGCCGGCUCGCUUACGGAUACCUCAUUGUCUUUGUGGAGACGAAGAAGUCCGACUCCGGGGGGCAGCUCUGGAGGGCCCAGAUGCAGCACACGCAGAUGGGCUUGGUCAUCUACAUCUUGGUGAUGACCUUGAUCUUGUUGGAUCGCGAAGAGUCGAUGGUGGCUGCCAUCUUCGCCGGGAGCAGUGGCUCCCUGGUGGUGCUCUACUGGUUUUGGUGGCCAUCUCUCUUCGAUCUGACAUCGCUGCCUGUGCAACAGGCUGAGUUGAAGCCAGCCUGCUUGGGACGCGGCUACGAUGAGGGCGAGACCUCCACUGUGCAAAGUCCUUCGCCCUACCUGCAGCCGGAGCUCCGCCAAACUCUGCCGGUGGCCGCUCUGCUUCGGCAGGACUGGGACGAGUGGGACCGGGUCCGGGCGACAGCUGUGGAACCUGGAAGCACGCAACCAUCGUCAGGCGCUGACGGAGCCAUCUGUGGGUCGAGUCGACCAGGGACUGCUUGUCGAAGACCGACGCGGUCGCUCCUGGCUUGGGUCUGCCCGGGACUGUCAGGCAUGGCUGUGCGCGAAUGA